Messenger RNA from Acanthochromis polyacanthus (spiny chromis), 8949 nucleotides. RefSeq names its product gigaxonin (gene gan). Lineage: Eukaryota; Metazoa; Chordata; Actinopteri; Pomacentridae. The coding region runs from base 148 to 1959 and encodes 603 amino acids. Gene Ontology annotation, cellular component: Cul3-RING ubiquitin ligase complex. Gene Ontology annotation, biological process: cytoskeleton organization; regulation of cytokinesis; protein ubiquitination. Gene Ontology annotation, molecular function: ubiquitin-protein transferase activity; cullin family protein binding. The record is from RefSeq and is a predicted model, not a curated record. The transcript has 13 exons.
AAUGCAGCCCAGUGCAUGCCUUGACGUCCACUUCCAACAUUCUCGCCCUGGAGUGAUUCAUGUUGUCCUGAAUGCAGACAGGUACACCCUGUGCUCAAAAAACUGCAAAGAGAAGUCCCAAUUAUCAGUUCGUUUUCGGGCGCAGACAUGCCCGACUCUGCAUCCAAUGAGCCCGGAUCGAAGGUUUCGGAUCCUCAACAUUCCCAGAAACUCCUCAGGGUUCUUCGCACCUUCUGGCAGGAGCAAAGUUUCCACGAUGCGUUGCUGGUGGUGGAUGGAGAGGAGCUUCCCGUCCAGAAAAACAUCCUGGCUGCUGCCAGUCCUUAUAUCAGAACCAAGCUGAACUACAACCCUCCUAAAGAAGACGGCUCCACGUACAGGAUCGAGCUGCAGGGCGUCUCCAUGGCGAUCAUGAAGCAGAUCCUCGACUACAUCUUCAGCGGUGAAAUCACUCUGAGCGAGGAAACCAUCCAGGAGAUGGUCCAGGCGUCCGACCUGCUCCUCAUGACCGACCUGAAGUUCCUGUGCUGCCAGUUCCUGGAGAGCUGCAUCACCGCCGAGAACUGCAUCGGCAUCCGGCUCUUCUCCCUGCACUACUGCCUUUACCACGUCCACUACGCCGCCACCGAGUUCCUGCAGACGCAUUUCCGCGACGUGGCGUUGACCGAGGAGUUCAGGGAGCUGCCGCCGGACCGGCUCCGAGAGGUGCUGGGCAUGGAGAAGCUGAACGUCGGCAACGAGAAGCACGUUCUGGAGGCCGUGGUGAGAUGGUUCGGCCACGAUCCGGACGACCGCAGGGUGCACAUGAGGGAGGUGAUGUCUGCCGUGUGGCUGCAGGGCUUGGACGUGAGCUACCUGAGAGAGCAGACCAUGGGGGAGCCGCUGAUGAGGGAGGUGAUCAGAGAAUACUGUCAGCCGGUUUUAUCGGCCGGUCAGCUGCAGGGAGCGGACAUGUUGGCGGCCUUCAAACCCAGAGGAUACUCGGAGUGUAUCGUCAUCGCAGGAGGAGAAGAUCGCCAGAGCAGGAAGCCGACGGCCGCCACUCGCUGCAUGUGUCCGCUGUACGACACCAACAGACAGAACUGGAUCGAGCUGCAGCCGAUGAGCGUCGCCAGAGUCGGACACGGAGUCGUCGCCGCCGAGGGUUUUCUGUUCGCGAUGGGAGGAACCGAUGAACACAACGCAGUUCUGGGCGGCGGAGAGAAAUACGACCCCGACUCCAACAGCUGGAGCUCCAUACCACCGAUGCUGCAGGCUCGGCAGAACUUCGGCGUGGUGGAGCUGGACGGUCUGAUUUACGUCCUGGGAGGAGAGAACGACGUGACGGAGCUGAUCACGGUGGAAGUGUUCGAUCCCCACUGCAGCACCUGGAAGAUGCAGACCAGCAUGACGAUGAUACGAAAGGUCGGCUGCUACGCCUCCAUGAAUAAGAAGAUCUACGCCAUCGGUGGAGGCUCGUAUGGGAAACUGUUUGACUCAGUCGAAUGCUUUGACCCUAAAACUCAGCAGUGGACGGGCCUUUGUCCUCUGAAAGAAAGACGGUUCGGUUCUGUUGCCUGCGGUGUCGGUCAGGAGCUCUACGUGUUCGGUGGAGUCAGAAGCCAAGAAAACGAAAACCCUGAACAAAGACAAAUGAUGACCUGCAAGUCCGAGUUCUACCACGACGAGAUGAGGAGGUGGAUGUUCCUGGACGACCAGAAUUUGUGCAUCCACACAAGUUCGUCUUUCGUUUACGGCGCCGUUCCCAUCGGAGCCAGCAUCUACGUGGUGGGAGACCUGGACACGGGCGCCAGCUUCGACUACAUCCGGGAGUUCCGUCGCAGCACCGGGAGGUGGCAGCGAACCAAACCCAUGUUCCCCAGCGACCUGUCGAAGACCGCCUGCGCCUCGCUGAGGAUCGCCAACUGUCGGCUGUUUCGCCUCCAGCUGAACCAAGGGAUGUUCAGGAUCCGAGUCUGAGUCUGCAACACCGGUACCGUUUUACGGAAACGUACAAACACUGAAAGGUUCUAGUCGUGUUGAAGAUCGUGACUCCGUUCGACUCGACGGGACGAAAGUUCAUCUUUUUUUCUUUCUUAAGCAAACCCAAGUAUGUUUUAUUUUUUUAACGCGGGACUUGUUCAUUUUUAGGUUUUAUUUUAAUGGACAUUCCUCGUUUGUGAUGUUUACUGGUGAAAGAUUUUAAUUGUGGGGCAGAUCCAGUUUAAGUCAGCCUGCUGGGUUUCCCAUGAAUGUGCCCGUUGUGUCGCUAUGCUACAUGCUAACUUUGCACUUUCAGAUGUAGAGAUUUGAAUGAGGCGUUGCGUAAAAACGGCGUAUAUUUGGAGCAAAAACUGUAGUUUCCCUUCACCUGUCCCCAAAAAACUUUGAUUUCUGUCUAAAUUUAGUUGUUUUUGUCAAUUUGACUAAAAGGAGCUGCACAGCGGUGUAGUGGUUAGCACUUUCGCCUUGCAGCAAGAAGAUCCCCGGUUCAAAUCCCGGCCUGGGAUCUUUCUGCAUGGAGUUUGCAUGUUCUCCCUGUGCAUGCGUGGGUUUUCUCCGGGUACUCCGGCUUCCUCCCACAGUCCAAAAACAUGCUGAGGUUAAUUGAUUACUCUAAAUUGCCCAUAGGUGUGAUUGUGUGUCUGUAUAUGUAGCCCUGUGACAGACUGGUGACCUGUCCAGGGUGUCCCCUGCCUUCACCCGAGUCAGCUGGGAUAGGCUCCAGCCCCCCCCAUGACCCUAGUGAGGAUAAAGCGGUGUACAGGGAAUGGAUGAAUGGAUGGAUGGAUGACUAAAAGGAAACGCCUACUAUGAACAUUUUCCAAACGUGUCCUUUCAGGGAUUCUUGCCAUCAGACCUAAUAACUAAUAUAUUCAUCCACUGGUUAGCGUCCACAUUUGUGAGUGUUCAGAGUUUUCCUGCUUCAAAAAUCACUGCAAAGUCUGAAUUAUAUUCAUAUUUAUUAAGUAAAAGUUUAACCAAAAUGCUGCACAGUUAAAACGGCUCAGACUAGAAGAUAAAUCCAAAUAAAAGUUGAAGUCAGAAUGUGAAAUUCUGCUUAAAUUGAUGGAUUCUGUUACUGCUUACUGACCCGAUACUUUACCUUUACUCUUAUCUGUACUUUUUGAUUGUUUUAUGAGGAGAAAAACCCUCAAAAUGAAUCAAGCACAGAAUUAUUUCCUCAGACAUGCCGUAUAUAAAUGAACAGUCUGCCAUAAAAUUGUUCUGAACCCAUCACUAUUAUAAACUAUAAUGUUAUAGCAAAUAUGUAAAACACAGAUAAUAAUUAUUUACAGGAAAAGAAAGCAAACGUUUGAGCAAAUCACUUCAUAGACACUAAUGUUGUGUGCAGAAUUAAAGCUCCACUUUGACCAGAUAUACAUAAAUGUCUGCACAUUGUGUUGAUAAAACCUCUUUUACUCUUCACUGUUAGGUAUAAAAUGAAUGCAGGACUUUUAUUUUGACAGUAUGUUUGCUGUUAAAUGUGAAUAAUGUUAUGAAGAGAACAGUUAAAACACUUAUUCUGACACUAAUGCUAAUAUUCAAUUACAGAAACAGUGAAAAUAAAGAAGAGUUUGUCUACAGCCCUAAAACCGCUAAAUCCUUCUGUGCUCUGAAAGUGACACUAAAAUUCUGAAUUAAUGAACACAGUUAAACAAACAGCUGCAGAAUAACUACUUAAUCAUUAACCCAUGUUCAUAUAAUUUAAUUAACUCUGUGUGCAAGCAUAACAUACCUGGUUAGUGAGGGGUGAACUAUGAGCUCAGGAUCUGGAAAGCAAAAAUCUUGUUUUAUGGUGUAACAGAACGUCAGAGCUCAUUGAUCCUCUGGUAUUUAAAAAAUUAGCCCUAGGAUGGUAAAUAAAGUGGUGCCACGUCUUUUAAACCUUGAAAACAAGCAACAAAGUCUUAAAAUCAAUCUUGAAACCAACACAAAGCGUAAAGGGAGAGAAGGUACGAAAUAUGAAACCAGAUAUCCAGCACAUAAAUUCCAUUUUUCUUGUUCUAAUAUGAGCUUUAGUUCCAGUUGUUCUUCGUCUUUAAUACCAGCUGAUGUCUUAUAAAAGUCAGACUCUCACAUAAAAAGCAAGCCAGUAAAUGCAUAUGCAGGUGAUCAGGUCAAAAAGACAGAAAUGUCAUGCAUUUAGUGGUUUAUAUUUAUGUUUAGAGGAGGUUGGGGUGGUUGGACGGGUCAACAUAACGUCAGAUGUUAACACUGGAGGGGUUGUCUUUAACCGGGACCAUAAUCAGCCCCCAACUUUAACCAUGCAAAGCGGCUAAGGAGGGAUUUAACCACUAAUUUGGAAACUUUUAGAUAUAUCAAUCUAAAAUUUAGCGAAUAUCUUUAUAAACAUCCAAAUUUUGCCCUAAAAUUUCAGGCAAGUCACAUUUGGACGUGGCUAAUUCCUGCACUUUAUAGAUAAAUCCAUUUAAAAGUAAAUCUAAGUAAAGUAUAUUCAUCUAUGAACUCAGAUAUGUGAUGAAUUCGCAUAUCCUUUGUAGAAAUAAGGAUGUUAAGGUGUCUGAACGAGUAAAAACAAUUCCAGGCUUUUAGAGGAAAUUACCCAGUGGUGGUUUAUUUUAAUGUUUAGAGGAGGUUGGAGUGGAUAGACGGUCAACAGAAUGUCAGACUUUAACAUUGAAAGGAUUUUAUUUAUUAACCUUUUUUUUAAGUAAAACAGUUGGACGUGGCUAAUUCCUGUACUUUCUAGAUAAAUCCAUUUAAAAGUAAAUCCAGUUGAAAGUAUAUUCAUCUAUAAACACAGAUAUGGGAUGAAAUGUCAUGUCCUGUACUAAAACACUGAUGCUAAGGUGCCUAAACAGGUAAAAAUGUUUAGGCUUUUAGAAGAACUUACCCAGUGUUGGUUUAUUUCUGUGUUUAGAGGAGGUUGGGGUGGACGGACGGGUCAACAAAACAUCAGAGAGAUUUUCUUUAACUGUGACCAUAACUGGCCCCUAACUUUAACCAUGCAAAGCAGCUAAACGGGGAUUUUUAACCUUAAACAAGUCAUUUUUGUGCCUAAACCGUCACAGCUUUGGAUUCACAGCCAAAGAUUCCACUGAAUGUCUCCUUUUUAAAUCACACAAGCACCUUUAGUGCCACCACUGUAUCUGCACAAGCUGCUUAAAAGUCCUGCUGAAUCCUGCACGCUGUAGAAAAUCCCUAAAUGAUGUAGUAGAUGAGCAAGUGCACCGACUGGAGAAUCAGAAAAUAACUUAAAAAUUUCACUUGGUGUAGCUAGCUCUAGGCUCGAGGUGUUUGCUGGACUGAGCUGUCCGGACGCCGCCUGCUCAGAAAUGGCGUCCUGGACGUGUCGCCGCCUUCGUGGCCUCUGACUCGGCUUUACGGUCGCUGCAGUUUUGGCAUCUGUGGACCUCGCUUGUUCCGAGUUUCAGCUGCUGCCGUCCGUCGUUGGAUCAGCAAAAGUAAACACACUUUAGUGCAGCUCAUGCCGUGUUGACUCAGACACACCUCUUCAUGUCGGGCCACACAGCUCGACUUAGUCGGACUGAAGGCCGAUGCAUAGUGAUCUUUAACCCUCUCAACUCCAAACGGCUUAUGGACCUGUUUUUGCACAUUUUUUCUCACUGUAGGCUCGUUUUUUUAAAGUUCUGCACCUAGAACAGAGAAUGGAGAAUGACAGAAAUCAUAAAGAACAAAACAGUUAGUGGUCAUUUAACGGUAAAUAUCACAUGCUGUAGAUAUUUCGCUAUUUAUUUAUUUACAUUUUUAACAGUUCUACCAACUCUGGAUUUUCACUUUUCUCUGCAGAUGUGUCUCCAUGCUGAAUGUAUCUUCCAACCACUCGCUCCUCUGUUCACUGUUUCUGCUGCAUUUAUUCUAUUGAUCCAGUGUGUUCUAUUUCCUCGCCGUCUCCUCUUUGCUCUGUGGAAACACCGCCUGCACUUCAACCUGAAGCCUGUUGGUCACAGCUGAGACGCUCAUGGCUUCCCAGUUGUCCAACAUUUUUUAGUUUUUUUCAUGAUCUGUUCAGUGCAAAUGGUUAAUUUUUGGUAGAUUCAUUAUUUUUUUUAGGCUUCGAUUUAGCAAAUUUUCCACUAGAACUGCACUCCAAACAUGUUUCGUUCAAGGGCUGUUGCAAAGAAAAAAUACCUUUCAAGCCUGCUAGCACACUUUCAGUUUGAGACAGUUAAUUGGGUGGUACAGCAGGUAGUGUUGUCAUUUGAGCUACUAUUUCUACUAUUGGUGCAGUUUUCACCAAUGAAGUUGUUGUACAUUUUAGAGAUGGUAAUGACUUGGUUUUUUACAGGAUCUGUUUGGUGCAAACGGUAAAUUUUUGGUAGAUUUCUGAAUUUCCGGUCAAAUUUUGGUGCAAUUUUAAGCGUAGAUGGAGCACAUUUUCCCAAUAGAUCUGCACUUCACACAUGAUCUGUUUAAGGACUGUUAGAAAGAGGGCUUUUUAAAAAUGUUUUUGUUGCUUUAUGGCUACUAAUUGGUGUCAAGAAAACAAUUCCCUUUAUUCCUGCUAGCACAAUGUCAGUUUCAGACAGUUAAUUGGUGCAGUACACUUUGAGCUACUAUUUGUACCAUUAGUGCACUUUUCACCAAUGAAAAGUUGGUGUAUAUUUUACAGAUGGGCCUGGCUUCCCAGUUGUGCUGAGGAGACGACUUUUUUUUUUUUUUUUUUUUUUUUAAAGGAUCUGUUCAGCGCAAACAGUAGAUUUAUGACAGAGGUAUGCAGAACAAAGAGAUUUUGGUGAAAUAUCACAUUUUUAAGCUAAAUUUCCCCCAAUAGGACUACACUCACCACACGAUCUGUUGAAGGACUGUCGAAAAGUGGUUAUUAUUUUCUGUUUUAUUGUUUUAUGGCGAUUAAAUGGUGUGAAGAAAACAAUGCCUUUCAAGCCUGCUAGCAGGUUCUUGGUUUCUGAGAGUUAAUUGGGUGGUACAGCAGGUAGUGUUGUCAUUUGAGCUACUAUUUGUACCAUUAGUGCAGCUUUCGCCAAUGAAAAGUUGGCGUAUAUUUUAGAGUUUUUUUUAAUAUAUGUGGAGCACAGAGGGAAAGACGUAAGAAAAUUUUACGCAAAAGCUUUAUUUUAUAAAUGAGACACUUAGAAUAAGGUGAUUUUGAUUAAAUAACAUUUUAAACUUAGAUUGAAUUGUUGUAUUAACACGUGUAACAUGAUACGUUGAAGCACUGUCAAGAAGAGAACAUAAAAAUUAUUUCAUAAUUUAGCAGCAAGAUUUUGACUGAUAAAUGGUCAUUUUGGCUUUUUGGUUUUCAACCCUACAAGUUGUUUUUUUAUGUUCAGAUGGUUGAACUGUUCUUGCUUGAGCAACACAAGAAUGUCAGAUAAUUGUAUUUUUUUUUCAAUACUGAAUUAACUAUAUAGUCAGUUUUAGCUGGAUUCACGUGAAGUCACUUCUGUUACUGCAACCAUCGAAGAAAACGUGAUAAAUUAACAUUUAAACACACAAUCUAGGAUCCAAAUCUAAACAAACAUCAGUUUGAAUUAGAGCUACAACAGAUAUUUAAUGAGUUGUUAACCAUUAAAUUAAUCACCAGCAGUUUUGAUAAUCUAUUCAUCGGUUUGAGUAUUUUUAAAUAGAGGAGAAAAAUUUACAUUCUGUGAUUGCAGCUUCUUAGAUGUGAGUAUUUUCUAGUUUCUUUCCUCUUCUUUGACAUGAAACUGGAUGUCUUUGAGUUGUGAGACUGUAAACUCACUCAGAAGAUGUUUACUGAGGAAACAAAUCAAGUAAGAAAGGUCACUUUCUCAUAGACUUCUGUAAUUAUUUUGCAAUCAGAAGAGUCGCCUCCUGCUGGAAGGAUUGUGUUUCUGUAGUAGAGGAGGCUACUUUUUAGGCCUACAGUUGUAGGACCACAUUUCUAGGACCUUUGUUUUUGUAACAAUACUAAUUGGCCAUGAUGGAUGAUGAUCAUAGCAUAAAUGUAAAUUUUUUUUUUUUAUUAAUUUUUACCAGUUUCGAUGUCUACAGUUGGUGAGCAAAGUUAGCUUGCCAAAAUGUGGUGGUAGUCUUAUGGAACAGCAAACAGCUAAUGAUACCUUGCUUCAAAAUUAGCUUGUUUAUCGAAGUGCUAUUUUGGCUCGUCCAACUUUGUUUAAUGCAAAUUAAAAACUGACAAAGUGCUGACCAGCUGUUUACCCCACAAUGUGUGUCGUCAGCCAGUCUUUUCAUUUUGACAUUGGUUUAGACUUUUUUUAGGCAAUGUACGGUGAUUACGUGGACACAAAUUAAAUCCAGGACAGAAGAUUCUAAAAGUUUUUGGUCCAGUACUAAGAUUAGGCCUAAUUUAAUAUAACCAGCUAUGCUUUUUAAAGAUGCACAGAAUGAUUCAAGAAGUGUGAUUUUUGUCCAGUUUCAACAGAUGCAUCACAUACUGUUGCUCUACUUGAGUAGUGUUUUGAACUUUAAAUCCAUAACUAAUACUAUUUUGGGUGGAAUAACCCUUUAAAACUGUAAGUUACCUACUUGAGUGAUCAACAAAAACAAAGGUCCUACUACUGCCGUCCUGAAACUGCAGCCAUAUAACUUCUGAAUGUUACCAAGAAAGCAGGUUUAAGGCUUCACUUUUUAGAUUCGUCUUUUUUUAAACGCAACUGAACCUGAAACGGAGUAAGAACGGGUGACUAUUGAGGCCUGUGAAUAUUCUGCCUCUUUAUUUCUGGCACACAUUCCGUCGUGUCUUAUCAUUUACAGUAAAUAUUACCGAGCUGCUCUGUAUAUACUAAACAUCACUUGUUCUGACACCUCAUGACGGACUGUGUUGUGAUUCACUGGGAGACUCCAUAAAGGGAAAAUAGUAGCAGUCAAACCUGAAAAUAGUCAACUCAAAGUCGCAUUGCGUAAGACGGGGAGUGAAGAAUGUUGUUUCAGUUUGUACUUUUGUAACUGAUGCAUGAGGAAGUUUUGUAAGAUGUUGAUGCUCAUGACUGUCAUUCACUUGCGUCAAAGGAAUUAAAUCACCAAAGUGGUCAAACACGU